AGUAUUGUGCAGGAGCAGCAGACUCCCCGCAGGGAUUCCUAGGGUUACACACCGUACUGUCUAGAUGGCUGACAGAAAAGAAUAAGUUAGUGAACCGUCCUGCAAACACACUGAGAUCAUUCGCGAAGUGUCUCAGUUCACUAUUUACGACACAAUGGAGCAAGAAUUUGAGGACAUUGACUCGUCCGGGAGAUGGCAAAACCUUUACAAUGAGAUCCGCAACCAAGCAAGUGAAUACCCAUACAGAGUGGCAAAGCUUCCAGUGAAUCGGAAUUUGAACCGCUACAGAGAUGUCAGCCCAUAUGAUCACAGUCGGGUAAAACUUGAAAACUGUGAAAAUGACUACAUCAAUGCAAGUUUAGUCGCGGUGACAGAAGCCCAAAGAGCCUACAUUCUUUCUCAGGGACCUUUGAGGAAUACCUGUGGUCAUUUCUGGUUGAUGAUUUGGGAGCAGUGUACCAAAGCUGUGAUCAUGCUUAACAGAGUGAUUGAAAAAGGAUCUGAAAAGUGUGCACAGUACUGGCCAACCACAGAUGAGCUACAGAUGUCUUUCACAGACACAGGGUUUGUUGUGAGGCUACUUUCAGAGGAGGACCAAUCCCAUUUCACAAUCAGAGUGCUAGAACUGCAGAACACAAAGACUGGUGAGUCGAGAGAGAUUUACCACUUUCACUACACCACGUGGCCUGACUUUGGCGUUCCGGAGUCUCCUGCCUCCUUCCUCAACUUCCUCUUCAAGGUUCGGGAGUCCGGCUCAUUGGACCCAAAGCAUGGCCCGUCAGUGGUGCACUGCAGUGCCGGGAUCGGACGCUCAGGAACCUUCGCCUUGGUGGAUACCUGCCUGGUCCUGAUGGACAGGAGGGAGAACCCGUCAUCCGUGGACAUACAGAGGGUGCUGCUGGGCAUGAGGGAAUACCGCAUGGGCCUGAUCCAGACCCCCGACCAGCUGCGCUUCUCCUAUAUGGCCGUCAUCGAGGGAGCCAAACUCAUCCUGACGGGCAACUCGGCAGCACAGCAGAACAAGCUGAGGGUGCUGUCAAGGGAUGACUUGGAGCCAGAUCUGCCCCCUCCACCACCCCCACCCAGACCUCACCUCAAUGACAGCAGGCCCAACGGACCCUGCCUGGAAGCACAGGACCCCUCUGGAGACCACCUGCUGGCAGGAGAGGCAGACAGCCAAGACCACAACGUGGUGAACUCUGGGCAUGUGAGAAAGCGACACCGUGAGGAGAGGAUUGCCAGCACUGCACAGAGGGUCCAGCAGAUGAAACAGAGACUGACGGAUUCGGAGAGGAAACGAGAGAAGUGGCAGUACUGGAGGCCCAUCCUGCUCUACGUCGGUGUCGGGACAGCCUUGGCCGUCGGCCUGCUGUGCUGGAUGUACUCCCAGUGAAACACUUUGGGUCACUUAAAACUGAUUCCUAUUUUGCACCGGUACCUGGGAUUAGGUACUUCUUCUCUAGGUAGAUUUAGAUGGUAAUAUGUGUAUAACUGAGGGUAUUUAUUUCUUAAGGUCAAGAUGCGGGAGCGCUAGAUCAAAUGAGUGUGUGUAUAUUUUUCAUGUAAGAUCUUAACAAAAAUAGUAACAUCUCAGGAUCUUGGUGCCAGCACGAUGAUUUAAUUUCCUUUCCUUCUUGUCACUGUUGAAUGAAUGUACUGUAUCAUAGUAAAAUGGCUUUGAUAGAAAUGUACUAAAGGUGCAGUACUAAGAAAAAAACUCUGACAGGUUUAUUUUUGCAUUCUUUAUUUGUAAUGGUCAGAUGUGUGUUUAUCAUCCGUGGACACAUUUGACAUUUUGCAUUUUAGAAUGAUUUGUGUUGACUGCCCAUCCUACCAUAGAUGUGUAGGAAAACUCCAGGGCCUAGAGGUCAACUAUGGGAUGUUUGUUUUUUUUUUUUUGGAUUGUUUUCAUGAAAUGAAAUGCAUGCAUUUAGAGGUUUUCCAGAGCACCACUUGUUCUUCCAUUCACAUUUAGCAGGGCAUCCCAAUAUGGCCAGAUAUAUAUUUUUGUGUGACUGGACACUUCAUAGGGAGCUGCCUUGCCAAUGUUUCAAACUCAGCUAGAAUGUUAACCUUUAAUUUUCUGCUAUAUGAGCACGUUUUGUUUCUUGUUUUUACUUUUCAUAGCUUUUGGUUGUCACAUGGAUCAUGCAUACUGUCGGGUCCCUCCGAUUAGUGCUUGUAUUUACCCACUGGAUGGGCUCGUGUAUAUGUUCAGGUUAUCCCACUGUUGUUUUUGAGGAAACCAAAGCAAAGCUGUCCGUUUUAGAAAAGUAACAGCCAGGCAAGCUGUUAAAAGAGGAAACCCUUGUACCCCCAUUCUGUGGAAUGUAUCUUCUGUUGGAUCUAUGACAAAACUGACACCUGUACUUGUCAUGAAACCUUUGCAUUGCGUGUGCAUGUGUGUGUGUGUGUUUGUGUGUGUGACUCCUUAAUUUGAGCCCAUAGCAUCACACAAUUGGCUUUCAAUUGACUGGGACCAAUGUAACGCUAUAAUGGUGCAAUUUAGAAGAUGGGACAGAGGGCCCUGGAGUACAUUCAAAGUCAGGAGAGAGUGAUAGCCGUCACAUCUGUCCCCAUUCAUUAGCUGGUUGACAUAGUUUUUAAUGUGCCUUGAAGUGAGUUACAUAAAAUAAAUGUGUGUUCCAAAGUUUUCCAGCAGGAUCAGUACAGAAGGAGAAAUAUGUGAGCUGUUGUGUCCCACAAAACAUGAUUAACAAGUUUGCACUGAAUAGACCGACUUUGAGGUGUUGUACGAUACGUUGUUAGUCGAUUGUACACCAACUGUGUCGUUAGCAUGUAGUGACUCCUGAAAUGAAAUGUUCAAAUGGCUGUGGUUGGCUUUUGCUUUUUCUCAUUUAACCCAGAGGACAUAUGUUUGACUGUAACAUUUUGUUCAUUCUUAUUUUCCACAUAAGAUUUCAGGGGAGUUUUGUACACUGCUGACCUGCAGUGAGAAAAUGACAGAUGAGGUGUUUUGAGAAAAAAAAGCUAAGAAAACAUGAAAUACUUCUUAAAAAAAUUAAACAUUCAUUUUUUUUAAACCAAA
Messenger RNA from Amphiprion ocellaris (clown anemonefish), 3049 nucleotides. RefSeq names its product protein tyrosine phosphatase non-receptor type 2a (gene ptpn2a). The coding region runs from base 155 to 1393 and encodes 412 amino acids. The record is from RefSeq and is a predicted model, not a curated record. Gene Ontology annotation, biological process: protein dephosphorylation. Lineage: Eukaryota; Metazoa; Chordata; Actinopteri; Pomacentridae. The transcript has 9 exons. Gene Ontology annotation, molecular function: protein tyrosine phosphatase activity.